AUGCAGGUGAUGGUAUCUUCACUGUACUCGAAAUAUUUUUCAGUAAAUAAAUUCCAUCCAUUACGUGGAAGUUCAAUUGACAUUCAUCCAAAUGCUCGAUGGCAACAGAAUGGUAUUACUGUCGCUGGAGGAAAUGGACAAGGCAAUGGAAUCAAUCAACUCUUAAAUCCAGAUGGUAUAUAUGUUGAUGAUGAUCAAACAGUUUAUGUCGCUGAUCCACCGAAUCACCGUAUUAUGGAAUGGAAAUGGGGUGCAACAAGUGGCCAAGUGGUUGCAGGUGGAAAUGGCGAAGGAAGUGGGACUCAUCAAUUGGAUAGCCCACUUGAUGUGAUUGUCGACAAAGAGACAGAUAGUCUCGUCAUCUGCGAUAGUUUUAAUAAAAGAGUGGUUCGAUGGCCUCGUCGAAAUGGGACAAGUGGAGAAACAAUCAUCUCCAACAGCGAUUGUUGGGGUUUGACAAUGGACGAGAAUGGAUAUCUCUAUGUCGUUGUCUUUGGAGAAGGUGAAGUGAGACGAUAUCAAAGAGGAGAAUCCGAAGGAAUAGUGGUUGCAGGUGGUAAUGGUAAUGGAAAUGGAUAUGAUCUCAAUCAACUCUUUUUUCCACAAUACGUAUUCGUCGAUCGAGAUCAUUCAGUAUAUGUGUCUGAACGGCUCAGUCAUCGUGUGAUAAAAUGGAUGGAAGGUGCAAAACAAGGCAUUGUCGUGGCUGGUGAUCAAGGAGUAGGACUUGGUCUUACACAAUUGUCAUCUCCUCACGGAGUCGUUGUUGAUCAAUUGGGCACUGUCUAUGUGGCUGAUCAAGGAAGUGCAAGUAUCAAACGUUGGCCCAAAGGAGCCACACAGGGAAAUGUCAUUGUUGGUGGAAACGGUGGUGGAGAACAAUCAAACCAACUCAGUUUCCCCAAAGGUUUGUCAUUCGAUCGACAUGGCAAUCUCUAUGUCGUCGAUUUGGGAAAUAAUAGAGUACAAAAAUUCAAUAUCGAAUCCAACAAGUGA
Rotaria sordida is the source of this 996-nucleotide messenger RNA. The record is from the annotation of a GenBank genome assembly. Lineage: Eukaryota; Metazoa; Rotifera; Eurotatoria; Philodinida; Philodinidae.